UGCCCAUCGAGGACGCGGAGCUGGCGCUGGCCGGGAUCAACAUGCUGCUGAACAACGGCUUCCGCGAGUCCGACCAGCUCUUCAGGAAAUACCGAAACCACAGUCCAUUAAUGAGUUUUGGGGCCAGUUUUGUCAGUUUUCUGAAUGCCAUGAUGACAUUUGAAGAAGAGAAAAUGCAGUUAGCUUGUGAUGAUUUAAAAGCCACAGAAAAACUGUGUGAGAGUGAAGAAGCUGGAGUUAUAGAAACAAUCAAGAAUAAAAUUAAAAGGAAUGCUGAUGGCCGAAAAUCUGCACCAUCCAUGAUGGAUCGACUACAGAGACAGAUAAUUGUAGCAGACUGUCAAGUUUACCUGGCUGUGCUUUGUUUUGUAAAACAGGAAUUGUCAGCAUACAUAAAAGGUGGGUGGAUCCUUCGAAAAGCCUGGAAAAUUUACAAUAAAUGCUACGUGGACAUUAAUACACUUCAGGAAGUAUAUCAAAAGAAGAUAACUCAGGAAUCCUUGACUUCUGAUGCUGCAAAUGAUAAUCAUAUUGCUGCAGAAGGUGUAACGGAGGAUUCGCUAAACAGACUGAAAGGUGCUGUUAGCUUUGGAUAUGGACUUUUUCAUCUUUGCAUAUCCAUGGUGCCCCCAAACCUGCUCAAAAUCAUCAACCUGCUGGGUUUUCCUGGAGACCGCCUACAGGGGCUUUCAUCACUGAUGUAUGCAAGUGAAAGUAAGGACAUGAAGGCCCCUUUAGCUACAUUAGCUUUGCUGUGGUACCACACAGUAGUUCGCCCCUUUUUCGCUUUGGAUGGCAGCGAUAACAAGGCAGGACUGAAAGAGGCUAAGGAGAUUCUUCUGAAAAAAGAAGCUGCUUAUCCAAAUUCUUCUUUGUUUAUGUUCUUCAAGGGAAGAAUACAGCGAUUAGAGUGUCAAAUCAACAGUGCCUUGACCUCCUUUCAUACUGCGUUGGAACUUGCAACAGAUCAGAGAGAGAUCCAACAUGUCUGCCUAUAUGAAAUUGGCUGGUGCAGCAUGAUAGAAAUGAAUUUCAAAGAUGCAUUUGAAUCCUUUGAAAGGCUUAAAAAUGAAUCAAGAUGGUCCCAGUGCUAUUAUGCCUACCUGACAGCAGUGUGUCAAGGAGCCACUGGUGAUGUGGAUGGUGCGCAGAAUGUAUUCAAGGAAGUUCAGAAGCUUUUCAAAAGAAAAAACAAUCAGAUUGAACAAUUCUCAGUCAAAAAGGCAGACAGAUUUAGGAAGCAGACACCAACCAAAGAGCUCUGUGUGCUGGCAUCCAUUGAAGUGUUGUAUUUGUGGAAAGCCCUUCCAAACUGUUCCUUUUCUAACCUACAGCAUAUGAGCCAAGCUUGUCAUGAGGUUGAUGAUUCAUCUUCUGUUGGUUUGAAGAAUUUGCUUCUUGGUUCCAUACAUAAAUGCUUAGGAAAUUCUGAAGAUGCGGUUCAGUUCUUUCAGCGAGCUGUUAAAGAUGAACUGUGCCGUCAAAACAACUUAUACAUUCAGCCAUAUGCUUGCUAUGAACUCGGCUGUCUUUUGUUAGACAAUCCAGAGACUGUGCCAAGAGGCAAAAUCUUACUUCUCCAGGCAAAGGAGGAAUUCACUGGAUAUGAUUUUGAGAACAGAUUGCAUGUCCGCAUACAUGCAGCCUUAGCGUCUCUGAGGGAAGUGGUUCCACAGUGA
Messenger RNA from Emys orbicularis (European pond turtle), 1679 nucleotides. RefSeq names its product tetratricopeptide repeat domain 39C (gene TTC39C). NCBI's taxonomy places the organism in Eukaryota, Metazoa, Chordata, Testudines, Emydidae. Bases 42 to 1679 code for a protein of 545 amino acids. The record is from RefSeq and is a predicted model, not a curated record. Gene Ontology annotation, biological process: otolith morphogenesis; cilium assembly. The transcript is spliced from 14 exons. Gene Ontology annotation, molecular function: protein binding.